AUGUCUUUAAUAAUAAAUGUAAGGAGACAAUUUAUAAACGGUGUUCGAAAAUUGAAGUGUGGUUUAACACAUGGUAAUCAAAAAUUCUGCUCUGAAGAUAUAUUACGCAGAUGUUAUUCUACUCGUGAAUUAUUGAAAGAGGCUUAUUGUCGCACAAGGCUUAAAUUCAAAUCUAAAAAGUUGCCUCAAGAUGUAAAUCCACAGGGUGUGUUUGCAUGUAAUGAAUUAGAUCUAUCUGAAGUGAAAGUAUAUGGGUUCGACUACGAUUACACAUUGGCGCACUAUAAACCCACACUUGAACACUUACUAUAUAAUCUUGGUAGAGAAAUUCUAUUGGAAAAAUAUAAGUACCCACCAGAGAUAUUACAGUUAGAAUAUAAACCAAAUUUUGCUGUGAGAGGCUUGCACUAUGAUAUUGAGAAGGGUUUACUGUUGAAGUUGGAUUCUUUCCUUCAAAUACAGUUUGGUUCUGUGUACCGAGGUCUCACACAGGUCUCUGCUGAUGAAGUACUCCAGUUAUAUAGAAAUAGGAUUAUACCUAUUGCUUAUGUGGAGGGUGAUACAAGAGCACACAAGCCAAACAGAGCAAAGAUGGUACAUUUAGCUGAUUUAUUUUCUGUACCAGAGAUGGGUUUACUGUGUAAUGUUGCAGAGUAUUUCAUUAAAAAUCAAAUAGAUUAUCAUCCAGAAAUUCUGUUUUUGGAUGUUAAAAAUUCAGUUCAAAGUAGUCACCCUAUCAUGCAUAAGAUAGUUGCUCAAAAUGUGGAAGAAUAUAUAAGGCCGAAUGGACAUCUGAGGCAUUACUUCAAAAUGUUACAGGAUAAUGAUAAGAAACUAUUCCUUGUUACCAACAGCCCUUAUCAUUUUGUGGGCGCUGGUAUGGAGAUGCUAGUUGGUCACGAUUGGCGGGACUUCUUCGACGUUGUGAUCGUAAAUGCAAAUAAACCAACGUUCUUCACUGAGGUGUCGCGACCGAUACGAGUCUUUGACAAGAAUGCCAAUACGCAUAUUUGGGAGAAAGUUACUUCGUUAGAAAAAGGAACUAUUUAUUAUGAGGGUACAGUCAAACAGCUGCAAGAUCUGACAGGAUGGUAUGGUCACCAGGUUUUAUACUUUGGUGAUCACCCGUACAGCGACCUCGCUGAUGUCACUCUCGAACAUGGCUGGCGCACGGGAGCUAUUAUUAACGAGUUGACGCACGAAAUCAAUACAUUGAAUACCCAGUCUUUCAAGGAGAACGCUAAUUGGCUGCAGAUGCUCACCCAGCUUAUUGAGGACCACCAGGAUUAUAAGGAUCCUGAGGCGUUAGAGGUUCUUAAUGAAUGGAUGGCUGAGAGGGAUUACCUAAGGAACGAAAUAAAGGCUGUGUUUAAUCCACAAUUCGGUAGCGUAUUCCGAACGUACCACAACCCGACUUACUUCUCGAGACGACUAUUCCGCUUCGCUGAUGUCUACACGUCCAACAUUACUAAUCUGAUGAACUACUCCCUCACGCACACCUUCUACCCUCGUCGAGGUGUCAUGCCACACGAAUACGGGUCGUAUUUCGUCUAG
Molecule: messenger RNA, 1554 nt
Organism: Arctia plantaginis
Lineage: Eukaryota; Metazoa; Arthropoda; Insecta; Lepidoptera; Erebidae
Source: the annotation of a GenBank genome assembly